GCGGGGCUCAGGUACAGAGGGUCACAGACACAGAGGGUCACACACAGAGCCACACACAGAGGGUCACAGACACACACAGAGCCACACUCACACAGAGGGUCACACAGAGGGACACACACACUCACACACAGCGCUGAGGCCGCUCUGACCGCACAGAGAAGGAGAACGAAUUAAAACUUCAGAGCAACAAUGAGCCCAACACUCGGCCCUGAAACCGGAGCGCACAGAGCGCGGAAAGGAGUCAAAGCCAUAUUGCUCGGACCCCCGGGGGCCGGGAAAGGGAAGGCCAAGAGGCUAGCUGACCAUUACUCCGUCUGUCACUUAGCGACGGGUGACAUGCUGAGAUCCAUGGUGGCUUCUGGAUCGCCACUGGGGAAGCGACUGAGCGAAACCAUGAACGCUGGGAAGUUGGUGAGUGAUGAAAUGGUUGUGGAGCUGAUUGACAAUAACCUCGACACUCCACCCUGCAAGAAUGGAUUCCUGUUGGAUGGAUUCCCACGCACCGUGAAGCAGGCAGAGAGGUUCGAUGAGCUGAUGAAAAAGCGUUCUGAGAAGCUGGACUCGGUGAUUGAGUUUAAUGUUGAUGAUAACUUGCUGGUGCAAAGGAUCUGUGGCAGGCUGAUCCACCAACCCAGCGGCCGAUCCUACCACAAACUAUUCAACCCGCCCAAAGUGCCGAUGAAAGAUGACGUGACCGGCGAACCCCUGAUGAAACGCUCAGAUGACAAUGAGGAAACGUUGAAGUCUCGGCUGGUGGCUUACCACACCAUGACCUCCCCUCUGAUCGCCUAUUACCAGAACAAAGGGCUCCACACCGCAGUCGAUGCAUCUCAGUCUCCGGAUGUUGUUUUCACUAACAUUCUAGCAGCCUUCAGCGAAGUCACAUCCACCUGAAAAUUUAUGAUGCCAGGGACAAGCCACAGUGUACCCAGAUCUCAAGUUCAUAAACUAUCUGUUUACAUAGUGUUGGGGGGGGGGUGGGGGGAGUUGUUUGGUGGUGGAUUAUACCUAAGUGCAAUUUAGCUAUCCAGUUAUUAAUUAUCUCAGUAUUGGAGGGGCUGGUGGAUUGUGCAAGUGUAGUUGAUAAAUUGCAUUGGCAUUUAUGCAGGUUUCAUAACAUAGGAAAAAACAUUGACAUGCAAAGCUUCUAUUUUUCCCUAUUUUUCUAAUAAAGAUGAAUGCAAUACUCUUCUUGUUGUGGAUGCAAAGAUGGUUGAUUUCCUCAUUGUGGGUGAUGUUGAGAAUGAUUUGCAAUGCCAUCUUCCAGUAAAAUUUUUUGACUAUUGGU
Messenger RNA from Callorhinchus milii (elephant shark), 1288 nucleotides. It is a transcript of the gene ak2, whose product is annotated as adenylate kinase 2. Gene Ontology annotation, cellular component: cytoplasm; mitochondrion. Gene Ontology annotation, molecular function: AMP kinase activity; ATP binding. Gene Ontology annotation, biological process: ADP biosynthetic process. The record is from RefSeq and is marked provisional. NCBI's taxonomy places the organism in Eukaryota, Metazoa, Chordata, Chondrichthyes, Chimaeriformes, Callorhinchidae.